AGUUUUCCAGCAGGACUGAUGCAGCACAUCAGCAGUGUUCGCCUCCACCUCCAACUCCAACAGCCCUUCACCUUCAGACGUUACAAAUCGCCUGCAGAACACACUGAAUGUAACUUUGGAUAAGGGAACUGCUUGUUUGCUAGUGACACAAAACGUGUGUUGAAGUGCACUGGUUUGUGGAGUACAUAGAAACACUCCAGCAGCAUCAGGAUGAGAGCGAUUAACUUGGACACGUACAGCCUGUCUCUGCUGACCGCUAAAGAAGACGUCCUCAACCCGAAAGCAUCCACCAACUGGGCUUUAUUUACAUAUGAGGGAGUGACCAACAAUCUCAAACUCACAGAUUCAGGAGCUGGAGGUUUGACAGAAUUGGUUGGGAAAUUUCACAGCAGCAGGCCCAUGUAUGGCAUCUGCAGGGUGGGACUGACAGAAACAGGACAACCACAGAUAGUCCUGGUUUGCUGGGUUGGUAAUGAUGUGGAUGAGCAACGCAGAACUGAGUGUGCCAGCCAUGUCCCUGCCAUCAAGACCUUCUUUAAGGAAGCUCAAGUAUUUAUUCCAGCUUCACAGCAAGAUGAGUUGACGGAGGAGCUGGUUAUGGCUGCCUUUGCAAACAUUCGACCACCAAUGGAGAGGCCGAGGAGACCCUCAAGGAUGAUGGAUAAGGAGGAGACUGUGGGUACAAACUACCAGAAGACAAAUGCUGCUAUGGAGAUGAGACGGAUUAACAGAGACUCCUUCUGGGCACGAGCAGAGCGUGAGGAGGAGGAGAGAAAAGAGGAAGAACGCCGGAGGGCUAUAGAAGAGCGGCGGCGCUUGGAGAGAGAACGAGUUUUACAGGAAAAAAAAGAGGCUGAAGAGAGAGACAGAAAGAUGAACGAAAAGCUACAGAUGAUUGAAGAACAAAGGAGGACCCAGGCUCAGCUCGAGGAAGAGGCCAGAAAAGAGGAGAAAGGGAGAUGGGAGCAGCAGCAGAGAGAGCAUGAGGAGAACAUGAGGGCCCGGCUUAAACGCAGCGAAUCUAUUGAGAAAGCAGCAGAGGCAGCAGUUCUUGUUUCCCAGCGCACCAUCAAUCCUCGGGAGUUUUUCAGACAGUUAUCAGCAUCCUCACAAAAUUCUUCAAGCCCUGGAUCACCGCGCUCAGGCAAAUCUCCAUUCCGUCGCUACCAGCGUAGUUUGACAGAUACAGCCUUUAUCUUUGAAAGGGCCAGUUCCACUUCUGGUCCCACAUCCCCUCUCAGUCCAUCUGCAAGGUCUCCAUUCUCACGCAGCCCAUCCACGUCCUCCAAAUGUCCAACAUCCCCACUUAGUCCACCAUACCGGACAAUCCCCUCAGCACAGCACCUUCAGACAUCUCCUGCCACAUCACCCCCUCCAUGCUCUGUCCCACCUGAGUCACCUGUCUCCAGACCCCCUCCCCCGCAGUCAUCACCACCUGACCUUCUGCCUCCUCAAGCCCCAGUUCACGAUUCAGCUUCCCCUGCAUCUCCAAAGCUGCUGGACAGUCAUGAUAAAUCUGAGUCUAGCAACUAUGACAGCAGUGAAGAGCUCGCUGUCGCAACAGAACGUCCUCCAGCUUCACUCUCUGAUAACACAUGGCACACUAUGGAGAUUGUAAACAGCUCUCGAAUCCUUUGUGAACCAAAGUCAGAAGUGGACUUCACUGCCAAGUCUGUGCUUGUCGAAGAAGAAGAAGAAGAAGAAGAAGAAGAAGAAGAAGAAGCAGAAGAGGAACCAGAGGAACCUUCAGCCAUGUCAGGUCCACCUUCAGAUACAAAGAUCACUACAAACUAUGAAGUAGCAGUAGAAGAACAAUUGGAGACUGAGGAUGUGAAGACUGUCAUUAGCCCCCUGAUGGAGGUUGAGGAGCAAGAGGAACCAGGGUCAGAGUCUGAGGAUGAACCAGAAGAGCAGCCUGUUGCAGAUUCUGAGGAAUUCCAGCCAAAUGUGGAUCACGUAGCACCUGAUGAGCCCAGAAAUAUGGUAGCAAUCUCAGACGAUGAAGUUGAUGAAGACCUACCAGAGAACCAAGAGUCGUGUGUGAACACAUCAGAGUAUGAUGUGAUGACUGAAGAAGAUGAAUCUGAAUGUGGCAGACCAAUGAAUGGUACAGCAGAGGAUGUUGAUAUAUCUGAGCACAGCACUCCUGAGCGCUACUGUUACACAGUUAAUCGUGAGGAGAAAGAUGAUGAAAUCCAAAUGGAGAAGGUGACCGAGAAUGGCAAAUCAUCACCAGAAAGACUGCUGUGUGUGAGAGCAUUAUAUGACUACCAAGCAGAGGAUGACACUGAGCUCUCUUUUGAACCUGGUGACAUCAUCAGUGAUGUGGAAACAAUCGACAAAGCGUGGUGGAGGGGUUCCAGCAAAGAUGGGCACCAGGGUCUCUUUCCUGCCAACUAUGUAGAGACCAUAUAAAGACUUUUCCUUUUCCCCUUUUUGUUUGACCAAUUCUCAGGGACUAUGAACCACCAAACCUGGUCUAUGAGGAUGUACCAUGUACUCUGAGACUAAGAGUCACAGGAAAAGGGUUGUAAGUGAAGCGUUCACAGGCACAACUUAGCCAACGAUUCCUUUUGUUCCAAAACAAGCAGCCAAAGUCGACAAAUGAGACUUUAGUGAUCGUUAACCGCAAGAAUGAGGACGAUCUCAGUAACUGAAAUACUCAAGUACAAUUUCUGUUACGACCGUACACGAAUUAUGAUCAUUUUAUCAUUUAUCAUUACAUCAUUUAUUAUUUACAUACCGUUGUUACUGUUAUCAUUACCAAAUGAUCCCAAAUGUGGUGGAGGUGUUUACUAGAGAACAGAUUUCUGUUUAAGUUGAAGCCUUUUUACACAUAAAUCCAACUUACAAAGGUCAAUUAGUCCUGAGUAUAGAAACUUUUUCCAGAACGUGUACUGUGUUGUAGUAGCGAUUAAAAUAGAAAUAGUUGUAACAUGCCAUUUUUUUAUUUUUUUGUAAAGCAGAGACAUGUUUACAGCAUUCUGAAUGGCAUCUGUCAUACCUGCAUACAGUAGGUGUGCAGAUGCUACAAAAAUUGUCAUUGCCAAGACCAAAUGAUUUGAUCAUAGCAGACCCCUAAAAGAUUGAGAUUCAACAACAAGAAAUAGCCUAGCGGAGGGAAUAAAACACACAGUGCCUUGUGAAAGUAUUCAUACCCUUCAUUUUUUGUAGAAGUUGUUUUGAAUAGAGAUAGAAAAGGGCUUUGUUAGAGUGGUGACCAAGAGCCUGAUGGUUGCUCUAGUCAAGCUUUCUGAUCAUAUGUAAAGAUAGGAGAAAUCUAUAGAUGGACAAACAUCACUCCACUGAUCUGGGCUUUAUGGCGGUGUGGACAGACUCAAUCUUCUCUUCAGUGAAGACACAUGAAAAAACAAUUUGCAACAACAAAAAAAGCACCUACAGGACCCCCAGACUGUGAGGAAGAAGAUUCUCUGGUCUGAUGAACAUUAAUUUUAAGCAUAAUGUUUGAAGGAAACCAGCUCUGCUCAUCACCUGCAGAGUAGCAUCCCAAAACUAAAAUGUGCUGGUAGCAGCUUCAUGCUGUGGGGAUGUUUUUCAGCAGCAGGGACAGAGAGACUCGUCAGAGUAGAAGAAACAUUCAAUGCAGCAAAAUAUAGAGAUAGCCUUGAUGAAAACUCAGUCCAGCAUUCAGAACCUCAGACUGGGCAGAAGGUUUACCUUCCAGCAGGACAAUGACCCUAAGCACACAGCAAGAGUCGCUUAUAGACAACUCUGUGAAAGUCCUUGAGUGGCCCAGCUACAGCCUGGGAUUGAACCCAGUCAAACAUUUCUGGAGAAACCUGAAAAUGUUCAUCUGCCCCCAACUAACCUGACAGAGCUUGAGAGGUGAAGAGAUGAGAAGGAUGACAGAUAAUUGCCAAAUGCUGAUGAGCAAAGCUUGUUGCAUCAAACAAAGACUGUUGAGACUGUUAAGGUGCUUCAGCUAAAUAUUUAGUUAAUAAUAAUAAUAAUUAUGCAAUGUCAGUGUUUUAUUUUAUUUUUAUUUUUAAUUAUUUACUACGUUGAGACAAUUCGGUAUCUGCUUUGUCAAUAUGGUGUAUGGAUUGAUGUGGGAAAAAAAGUAAUUUAAAGCAGUUUAACAUAAGGCAGCAACAUAAAACAUAAAAAAAGAAGGGGUAUGAAUACUUUCGCAAGGCACUGUAUCUGAUGGGUCCUGCUUUUCCAACUUUUGAGAAAGGUGCUUCUUUUAUACUUGUUUUGGUAUUUUGAAGCCCUUGCUAUUAUGAGAAGCUAAUGCUAAUGAAAUGGUUACAAAUUUUAUAGGCGUCACAUGUCUUUAAAUGCUCUGAACCUUUCAUCAAAAUUUAAUUCUUCCAUCUUUCUACUGUUUGAAAGUUUGGGUUCGGUAAGAUAAAAAAAAAAAAAGAAAGAUCCUUCUGAAAUCAUUCAAACAUGCUGACUUGGUGUUCAAGAAAUGAACAAGUUUUUUUUUUUACGAUUCUUUGAUGAACAGAAAAGUACAAAAUAAAUAUUUUGUAACAUUUAAAAUGUCUUUACAUUCACUUUCCAUCAAUAUGUGUCCUUGCUGAAUAAAAGUAUUAAUUUUCAUCAAAAAAAAUUACAAUCUUACUGACCCUAAACUUUUUAAUGGUAGUGUGCAGUAAGACUGUUCACUGUUGUGUAAAUGCUUUCAAAUAAACUUUUUUUUUUUUUUUCUAUGUAAUUUAUUUAUCUCUGAGCAUGAAUAUAGAUAUUGUUCCUUCUAGAGAGGGUCUGUCUAAUCCAUUUAACUUGUGUAACAAGAUUUCAGUAAUAGGUCAUUUCUUUCAACUAACAAUGUGCUUCUGUGCUCCUGGGAUAGAAGAAUCACCAACACAUUUAACUUACUCUAUGCUCUGUUAGUCAUUUCUUAUUGUAAUAAAUGAUGAGGUAUUAGGUUUUUUUCCACAUUCUACACUAAUGCUUUUAUGUUUUUGAUUUGUUGCACAGACAGUUCACUGCGUUCAUAUUAUUUUGAGUAUCACAAUCAUUAAGAAACCAUAUCCAUUUCUUGUGUAUUAAUGCAUGAGAUCAAAUUAAAGGGAUUCACUUUA
Carassius gibelio (silver crucian carp) is the source of this 5054-nucleotide messenger RNA. RefSeq names its product drebrin-like protein B. Gene Ontology annotation, cellular component: plasma membrane; postsynaptic membrane; lamellipodium. The record is from RefSeq and is a predicted model, not a curated record. The transcript has 16 exons. Gene Ontology annotation, molecular function: actin filament binding. Bases 211 to 2415 code for a protein of 734 amino acids. Gene Ontology annotation, biological process: positive regulation of dendritic spine morphogenesis; postsynaptic actin cytoskeleton organization; positive regulation of axon extension. Lineage: Eukaryota; Metazoa; Chordata; Actinopteri; Cypriniformes; Cyprinidae.